GAAUUUUUGCCAAACAGAGCUGUUUGUCCAAAUCCUGUAAAGCGGAAAAAAGUUAAAAAAUAAAAAAAAACUGGAAGGGGGAGGAUGAAGAGACCGGAAGAAGAGAAAGUCAUGGUGGAAGGCAAAGAAACACCUAAAAAGACGUCGAAGAAAUUACAGCCUGCUGGCAGAUCAAUUGAUACAUAUGCUGCACAGUGUGAAAAAUGCUUCAAAUGGAGGGUGAUUGAUACGCAAGAAGAGUAUGAAGAAAUUAGAAGUAAUGUCCAAGACAGGCCUUUCUUUUGCCAAACAAAACCUGGUGUGACCUGCAAGGACCCUGCUGACAUAGAUUAUGAUGCUACUAGAACAUGGGUUAUUGAUAAGCCUGGCAUCCCAAGGACCCCAGAAGGUUUUAAGAGAUCCUUAAUUCUCAGAAAAGAUUUUUCCAAAAUGGACGCUUACUACAUCACUCCAACAGGGAAGAAACUGAGAACACGCGGAGAGAUUUUAUCCUUCAUAGAAGCUAACCCAAAAUACAAAGAUGUAUCCCUUGAACACUUCAAUUUUACAGUCCCAAAGGUAAUGGACGACACUGUUCCCCCCAAUUUUCAGAAAAAAGGUACUAGCAGAAGUGGCAAUAAAAAGCACAAAACACUAAAAGAUGUUUGAGGGAGUCACCAACCAGCAAUCCUUCUGUGAAUUAGUUAAAUGUCCCUUCCAAUGUUAGUUUGUGAUGCAUGAUGAAUUAGGACCUUCAACAAAUUGUUUGAUCAGAUUUACGUUCUUGUUUAAUAGCAAAGGAUGUGUUAUCUAGUAUUUUCCAUUAA
This is a messenger RNA of Carica papaya (papaya), 806 nucleotides long. Its product is annotated as methyl-CpG-binding domain-containing protein 4-like. Gene Ontology annotation, molecular function: zinc ion binding; DNA binding. The record is from RefSeq and is a predicted model, not a curated record. Lineage: Eukaryota; Viridiplantae; Streptophyta; Magnoliopsida; Brassicales; Caricaceae.